GCGGCCGCACGCACGCCGCGCCCACCACCACCACCAUUCCCCCCCUCCGAUCCCACCCGCCCGCCGCUAGAUCCGGCCCACGCCGCCUCCCCCUCCCGCCGCCCGCCCGCCUUCGCCCGCCGAAGCGGGAGGAGGCCUGCCAGAGUGUGGGGGACUCCCGGUCUCCCGCCGCGCUUCGCCCACGGGAGGGAGGCGGGGAGAGGAGCGCAGGCGCAGCGAUGGCGCGGCGGGUGCGGCCGUCACACCUGGUCCUCGCGCUGGGCGCCGCGUAUCUCCUCCUCAUUUCCCUAAAGUUCCGUCGAGUGCUCGACCUGGCAGCCGCGAACCUCGCUGCAACCGACCCCGCGCCUUCUCCCCCUUCCUCCUCCGACCACCUCCCCCCGGGCGCUCCAUCCAACUCCACCCCCACCCCCUCCCCGCACCUCACCGUCCAGCCAUUCUGGCACCGCUACGACCGCGUCUCCCUCCCGGACCCCUCCACCCACACCCGCGACCGCGCCUCCGCGCUCGACCGCAUGGCCGACGACGCCUGGUCCCUCGGCCUCACGGCGUGGGAGGAGGCCGCGUCCUUCGCGGGCGACCCCUGGGCGCUGCUCGCCUCCGCCACCGCCCGCGCCUCCGACGCCUCCAGGUGCCCCUCCGCCGUCUCCCAGCGCGCCAGGGGGCGGGUCGUCUUCCUCCCCUGCGGCCUCGCCGCGGGCUCCUCCGUCACCGUCGUCGCCACGCCCCGCGCCGCGCACAGGGAGUACGUGCCGCAGCUCGCGCGGAUGCGCCAGGGGGACGGCACCGUCAUGGUCUCGCAGUUCAUGGUCGAGCUCCAGGGGCUGCGCGCCGUUGAUGGAGAGGAGCCGCCCAGGAUACUGCACCUCAACCCGAGGCUCAGGGGGGACUGGAGCCAGCACCCCAUCCUCGAGCACAACACAUGCUACAGGAUGCAGUGGGGCGCCGCGCAGCGUUGCGACGGCACGCCCACCGACGACAACGAGGACAAGGUUGAUGGAUUCCCCAAAUGUGAGAAAUGGAUACGUAAUGAUAUUGUUGACACCAAGGAGUCGAAGACAACUUCAUGGUUGAAGAGAUUCAUAGGGCGUGCAAAGAAACCAGCCAUGACAUGGCCAUUCCCCUUUGUAGAGGAGAGGCUGUUUGUUUUGACUAUACAGGCCGGAGUUGAAGGUUUCCACAUUUACGUCGGCGGUCGACAUGUGACAUCUUUUCCUUAUCGACCAGGGUUCACUCUUGAAGAAGCAACAGGAUUAUUUGUUAAGGGAGAUGUAGAUGUACAUUCAGUUUAUGCCACUGCUCUUCCUAUGUCUCAUCCUAGUUUUUCUCUUCAACAAGUCCUUGAGAUGUCAGAAAAGUGGAGGUCUCGGCCACUCCCAAAACGUCCUGUUUCCCUUUUCAUUGGAAUAUUGUCUGCGUCGAAUCAUUUUGCUGAGCGCAUGGCUGUGAGAAAAACAUGGAUGCAGACUCCAGAAAUUAAGUCUUCUGAAGCAGUUGCUCGAUUCUUUGUUGCACUGAAUUCAAGGAAAGAGGUCAAUGUAAUGCUGAAGAAAGAAGCAGAAUACUUUGGAGACAUUGUCAUUUUGCCAUUCAUAGAUCGUUAUGAGCUGGUUGUUCUGAAGACAAUUGCUAUUUGUGAGUAUGGGGUCCAGAACUUGACUGCUGCAUACAUAAUGAAAUGUGAUGAUGAUACAUUUGUUAGGGUAGAUGUGGUUCUUAGACACAUCAAGUUGAACAACGGUGGCAAACCGUUGUAUAUGGGGAACCUUAACCUCUUGCACAGACCAUUGAGAACCGGAAAAUGGGCAGUUACAGAUGAGGAAUGGCCUGAAGAUAUCUACCCGCCUUAUGCAAAUGGACCGGGCUAUGUAAUCUCUGGUGACAUAGCAAAGUUCAUUGUAUCUCAGCACGCCAACCAGAGUUUAAGGCUAUUUAAGAUGGAAGAUGUAAGUAUGGGUCUAUGGGUUGAAAAAUUCAAUUCCACGACGCCUGUCCAGUACUCCCACAGCUGGAAGUUCUGCCAGUACGGUUGCCUGGAGAACUACUACACUGCCCACUAUCAGUCGCCUAGGCAGAUGGUGUGCUUGUGGGAUAAGUUGAUCCGCGGCCGGGCAUCCUGCUGUAACUACAGAUAGCGCAGUGAAAGAUUGGCAUCCCACUAUCCCAGCCAGGUUUAGUUUGCUUGGCUGGUGUUUUCUUUUUUCUGACACGGAUCGAUAGCGUAGGUGUUUUUGCUCAUCCAUUGCCGGCUCAACUUUGAGCCAAAAGAAUGGAUGCAGAGGUUGGAGCUUGAAGAUUAGGAAGCCCCAGCCAGUGCAUUCGCCUGAUCUGCAUUUGACAUCUUGUGGCGUUGCCAUUGGCAUCCUGGUUCUUGUAAUUGAUCCCAAUUUUGAUGUGGUAGGUCAGAUUAGCAUAAUCAGAUCAGAUUGUAUGCCCCUAUUCUUGUAACUAGACGACACGGAAUGCUGUCUGUCCUUUGCUCGGUCUCCUGCUGGUGCUAAAAUGUGAAAUCAGCACCAUUCCUUUCUUUCAAACUUUUGUUUAAUUUAUAAUUUAUUAUGGCACGUUUGAACGCAA
Molecule: messenger RNA, 2577 nt
Organism: Setaria italica (foxtail millet)
Lineage: Eukaryota; Viridiplantae; Streptophyta; Magnoliopsida; Poales; Poaceae
Product: hydroxyproline O-galactosyltransferase GALT2-like
Cellular component (GO): Golgi membrane
Molecular function (GO): carbohydrate binding; galactosyltransferase activity
Source: RefSeq, a predicted model, not a curated record